GUUCGCAGAGUAAACUCAUAUUUCCUUUCCCGUCCGUCAAUUCUACAUUUUAUUGAGCUGUUUCUUAAUAAUAGUCGUCUGACCUCAAGCAUCCUCAGUGACUGAUGUAGGCAGCAAUGUCGCGCUCGUCUGCGCAUGCACAGUCGCGUUCGUCGGGCUGUAUUAUAAGAAGAUCAGACGCGCCGCGCUCAGCCUCUUCAGCACCGGUCCAGUAUCCCGAGCACACGCGCAGAAUUUGCACAGUGACUGUUGGUGUCUGUGUAAAGCUUUACAGUUACAUUGGCACUUUAAAUAAAGCAAUCGGCCAUGGGAAAGGAGAAGCUCCACAUCAACAUUGUGGUCAUCGGCCAUGUGGACUCCGGAAAGUCCACCACGACUGGCCACCUCAUCUACAAGUGUGGUGGGAUUGACAAGCGAACAAUUGAGAAGUUUGAGAAAGAGGCUGCAGAGAUGGGAAAAGGCUCUUUCAAGUACGCCUGGGUGCUGGACAAGCUUAAAGCAGAAAGAGAGAGAGGAAUCACCAUUGACAUCUCCCUGUGGAAGUUUGAGACCAGCAAAUAUUAUGUCACCAUCAUUGAUGCUCCAGGACACAGGGACUUCAUCAAAAACAUGAUCACUGGAACCUCACAGGCGGAUUGCGCCGUGCUGAUUGUAGCAGCAGGUGUCGGAGAGUUUGAAGCUGGAAUCUCGAAGAACGGUCAGACCAGAGAGCAUGCUCUUCUGGCCUACACAUUGGGUGUAAAGCAGCUGAUUGUGGGUGUCAACAAGAUGGAUUCCACUGAACCCAGUUACAGCCAGAAGCGUUAUGAGGAAAUUGUGAAGGAAGUCAGCACCUACAUCAAGAAGAUUGGCUAUAAUCCUGACACAGUAGCAUUCGUGCCCAUCUCUGGCUGGAAUGGAGAUAACAUGCUUGAGGCCAGUCCCAAUAUGACUUGGUUCAAGGGUUGGAAGAUUACCCGGAAAGAGGGAAAUGGAUCUGGGACCACCCUAUUGGAGGCUCUGGAUGCCAUUCAGCCUCCAACACGUCCAACUGACAAAGCGCUCCGCCUGCCUCUUCAGGACGUCUACAAGAUUGGCGGUAUUGGAACUGUCCCUGUGGGCCGUGUGGAGACUGGAAUUUUGAAGCCAGGUAUGGUGGUGACCUUUGCCCCUGUCAACGUGACAACUGAAGUCAAGUCUGUGGAAAUGCAUCACGAGGCUCUUUCUGAGGCCUUGCCCGGGGACAACGUUGGCUUUAAUGUAAAAAAUGUCUCUGUCAAGGACAUCCGCCGUGGCAACGUCGCUGGAGACAGCAAAAACGACCCACCCCAAGAGGCCGCCAUCUUCACUGCUCAAGUGAUCAUCUUGAACCACCCAGGGCAAAUCAGCGCUGGCUACGCCCCUGUUCUGGAUUGCCACACUGCACACAUCGCUUGCAAGUUUGCAGAGCUGAAGGAGAAGAUCGAUCGUCGUUCUGGGAAAAAGCUUGAGGACAACCCCAAGAGCCUCAAGUCAGGAGAUGCGGCCAUCGUCGACAUGAUCCCUGGGAAGCCCAUGUGUGUGGAGAGCUUUUCAGAGUAUCCUCCUCUGGGUCGUUUUGCUGUGCGUGACAUGCGUCAGACCGUUGCAGUGGGAGUGAUUAAAGGAGUGGAGAAAAAGACACAGACUAGCGGAAAGAUCACCAAAUCUGCUCAGAAAGCCCAGAAGGCCAAAUGAAUGUUGUGUUUGACUGCCAACUCCAGAGACACAUAUGGAAAAGCAGAGGUCAUCCAGCUCUUCUAUCCUAUUGGCUGCUUAGGUUCCAUAGUCAGAGACUGCUUAAUAGUUCCAAUGCAUCGCAAAAGUAUCAGAAGGAAAAAAAAUUACUAACAAAAGCAGUCAUUUAGAUAACACUAAUUUGUAUGUUGACGUACUGUAAGUCUUAAAUGCCCACCAUUGAACUCAUUUAAUAGUGUUUUUAAUAGUUGUGCUCUUCUCUUCGAAGAUAGCUGUUGAAACCAUAUGUGAUUUUUUUUUUAAUCUUGAGAGGUUUGACCUCUCCUGCUCUGGAGUGCAGUUUUAGCCUGGUUCUCAUAAUGUUGUCUUCGCUUGUUUUAGUGCUUGUUUGCAAAAUACCAUGUGUUCAGUAUCCACUGGUGGUGAGCUACUUAAAUGCCACUAUUUAGAAAAAAUUGAGAACCUUUAUGUUUAGCUUUGCAACACAAUGAAAACCUAAAAUGAAGCUCUUAAUCAGCCCAUGUCUGGGCUCACGCAAUCUUUGGUGCACUGACAGCUUUAUGUUUAGCACUUUGACUGGCGUAGGCUAACCCUGCACAAGCACUUGUUGACUUUAAUUGGCAUUAACUACUGCACCUUAUUAUAAAAAAAUAAAAGCUUUCAUGUCAUAUUAAAGAUGUCUCAACCAUAA
Messenger RNA from Sinocyclocheilus grahami, 2386 nucleotides. RefSeq names its product elongation factor 1-alpha 1-like. Bases 307 to 1695 code for a protein of 462 amino acids. Gene Ontology annotation, molecular function: translation elongation factor activity; GTPase activity; GTP binding. The record is from RefSeq and is a predicted model, not a curated record. Gene Ontology annotation, biological process: translational elongation. The transcript is spliced from 9 exons. Lineage: Eukaryota; Metazoa; Chordata; Actinopteri; Cypriniformes; Cyprinidae.